Molecule: messenger RNA, 1086 nt
Organism: Morchella importuna
Lineage: Eukaryota; Fungi; Ascomycota; Pezizomycetes; Pezizales; Morchellaceae
Exons: 7
Coding region: 1-1086 (361 amino acids)
Cellular component (GO): catalytic step 2 spliceosome
Molecular function (GO): protein binding; RNA binding
Source: RefSeq, a predicted model, not a curated record
AUGGCCUCAUCAGAUAAGCGCAAAGCACCCGAAGCAUUCGGGACGAAUCAGCUCGUCAAAAGGACAAAAACACCCGUUACCGAGGGAGCUUCAACAGCAGUUUCAGUCGUGGGAAGUUCGGCAGGAAAUGGCGCGCUCAUACAGGCGGUACCGAGGACUUCGGCGCUGCAAGCUCCGAUUAUGGAGUUGACAGGGCAUUCGAAAGAGGUAUUUGCGGUACGGUUCGACCCUACUGGCCAAAACAUUGCGUCUGGGUCCGCCGACCGAUCAAUCUUGGUCUGGAAAACAUACGGUGACUGCCCGAAUUACCUGUCCCUGACGGGGCAUAAGGGGCCUGUUCUAGAUCUUCAGUGGUCCCGCGACUCUGCAAUUAUAUUUUCUGCCUCAACGGAUGCGAUGCUUGCCUCAUGGGAUGUAGAGAAUGGGCAGAGGAUAAGGAGAUAUGUCGGUCAUGAAGAUAUUGUAAACGCGUUAGAUGUGACACGGAGGGGACCAGAGCUGAUCGUCAGUGCGAGUGAUGACGGCACUAUUGGGAUUUGGGACCCAAGGCAAAAGGAGUGUAUCGACUAUUUGGACACAAAAUUCCCAGUCACCUCGGUAGCCAUUAGUGAGGCUGGGAAUGAGUUGUUUAGCGGGGGGAUUGAUAACGAUAUCAAGGCAUGGGAUCUGCGAAAACGUGCCGUGGCGUAUACCCUGCGUGGCCACACAGAUACAGUCACCUCCCUCUCCGUUUCUCCAGAUGGCCAAGCCCUCCUUUCGAACAGCAUGGACAGUACCGUCCGAACAUGGGACAUUCGUGCCUUUGCACCCGCAAACCGUUUGAUCAGCAUCUUUGAGGGCGCUCCCAGUGGCAUUGAAAAGAACCUCAUUAGAGCAUCUUGGUCUCCCAAAGGUGAUAAAAUUGGUGCAGGUAGUGGUGAUGGUAGCGUUGCUGUUUGGGAGGCAGAGUCGAGGAAGCUCCUUUAUAAACUACCCGGACACCGAGGCACAGUAAAUGACAUGAGGUUUUCGCCGAUCGAAGGCGAGCCGAUAAUCGUGUCUGCGUCGUCGGAUAAGAAUUUGUUGUUGGGCGAGUUGGGGAAGUAG